CCAGGUAGUCAAGACUCUUAGCUUCACCAUCUCGGCAACCCAUUGGCCUAAUAUCACGGCAUACUUAACCUAGUAUAUACUAGGCUAGUGUUCCUGGUCUGAUACCUAUUUCAUGCAACCGCUCGCCGAGUACCGAGGUUGUUGAUGGUUUUUCGUUUCAUCUUUGGAAUCUUGGUCCGGCCGUGUAGUGUUUAUGUCUAUGUCCGCCGGGGCGGCUAAAAAGUCUUGAUGAUAAAUCAAUGCCAUGCAACAUGGGUGAAAAUUUCCACCAUGGAUGAUGAUAAAUCCAACUAGCUAAGUCGCCCCGUCCCGUCGCGACAGUUCGUAGAAACGACGCCAGUAGGUGGAUCGACAUGAAGAAAAUGCGUUAUAAAAAAGAAAUCCUGCCCCUCCAUCAUUAGGCAAAUGUGAUUUUCUCGUACACCAAAACUCAUCUUCAUUACAUAAAAGUGAGACCCCCGCCAAAAAAUCGCAUAUAGACAUAGACAUAGGCAUAGACGCCUAAAUCCUCACAACUCUCACAAUGGCACCCAUACGUUUCGAAAGUGAAGGGGUGGUAGACCCCGCGCCUCUGGCCCAGCCCCUGCCAUUCGAGUUCAGCGGCUGCACAGCGAAGAACCGGUUCCUAAAGGGCGCGAUGUCGGAGCGCCUGGCCACCUGGGACGGGAAGGAUCUACCGAAGCGCGGCAUACCGACCCCGGAGCUGCUGAACGUAUACCGACGGUGGGGCGAGGGCGGGUACGGCGUAAUCCUAACCAGCAACACGAUGCUGGCGUACGACCAGCUGGAGGGUGCCGGCAACCUGAUCAUCCCGCGGGAUGCGACCUUCGAGGGAGAGAGGUUUGAGAAGUUCCAGGAGCUGGCCUCUCUGGCAAAGGCGCAGGGCAGCCUUAUCGCCUGUCAAUUAUCCCACCCCGGCCGGCAGGUCCCUGCCCACAUCCAGCCGAACCCCAUCUCGGCGAGCGAUGUGCAACUACUGAAAAGCGACACGAGCAUGGCAUUCGCGAAGCCGCGGCCCAUGACCCAGGACGACAUCAACUCUGUAGUUGAUGGUUUUGCGCACGCGGCGGAGUUUUGCUAUAGAGCCGGAUUCGAUGGAAUCCAGCUACACGGCGCACACGGCUACCUCCUCGCGCAAUUCCUCGCACCCCGCACAAACCAGCGCACCGACUCCUACGGCGGCUCUCUCACGAACCGCGCCCGCAUAAUCUUCGAGAUCGCCUCCGCCAUCCGCUCGCGCAUCAACGACCCACGCUUCAUCGUGGGGAUCAAAGUCAACAGCGUCGAGUUCCAAGACAGCGGGUUCACGCCCACGGACUGCGCAUCCCUGUGCUCGCAGCUCGAGGCGCACGGCUUCGACUUCGUCGAGCUGUCGGGGGGCACGUACGAGAAGCUGGCCUUCUGCCACACGCAGGAGUCGACCAAGCGGCGGGAGGCGUUCUUCCUCGACUUCGCCGAGAUGAUCGCGCCGCACCUGAGCAAGACGCGGGCUUAUCUUACUGGUGGAUUUAGGACGACGGGCGCGAUGGUGAAUGCGCUGAAGACGGUGCCGGGGAUCGGGAUCGGGCGGCCGGCGUGUCACGAGUUCGACUUCGCAAAGAAGAUUUUGGAGGGGACGAUACAGGGGGCGAUUAAGGAGCUUGAUGAAAGUCAAGCUUCGCUGUCCACCAUGUUGGGAGGAACCCAAAUAAAACUAGUCGGCCACAACAAAGAGCCCCUCGACAUGAGUUCGGACGAGAACAAGGCGAUCUUCAUGAAGUCGGUGCAGAAGUGGCUGGAGAUACAAAAGAACAACGCGGACGGCUCCGCGUACGGGUUUCCCGACAUUGUGGGUGUGGAAUUACAGCCGUACGGAACUCCUUAUGUGUCUUGAACAUAACGCAACAGACGACUAAUGAAAUUGUUGGAGCAGAUAUGGUGGAAACAUAGAGCAGAAGUCAAAGAUCUAGGUAUAAAUAUA
This is a messenger RNA of Hypoxylon fragiforme, 1960 nucleotides long. Its product is annotated as NADH:flavin oxidoreductase/NADH oxidase. NCBI's taxonomy places the organism in Eukaryota, Fungi, Ascomycota, Sordariomycetes, Xylariales, Hypoxylaceae. Gene Ontology annotation, molecular function: oxidoreductase activity; FMN binding. Bases 524 to 1873 code for a protein of 449 amino acids. The record is from RefSeq and is a predicted model, not a curated record. The transcript has 3 exons.